Hemicordylus capensis (graceful crag lizard) is the source of this 5429-nucleotide messenger RNA. RefSeq names its product X-linked Kx blood group antigen, Kell and VPS13A binding protein (gene XK). The transcript is spliced from 2 exons. Lineage: Eukaryota; Metazoa; Chordata; Lepidosauria; Squamata; Cordylidae. The record is from RefSeq and is a predicted model, not a curated record. Gene Ontology annotation, cellular component: membrane. Bases 3311 to 4324 code for a protein of 337 amino acids.
GGGCGGCGGCCGCUCUUUCUCUGCAGCCGGAAGCCUUGGCCAGACCUGUAGCGUGGCGGCUCCCUGGGCGACCCCCACGGCCUUCGGGGUGGAAUGCAUAGGACUUGCUCGACUAAUCUUGAAUUGUUAGGGCCCUUCUCUGAAGGGGGGGGUAUUAUUCCAGAAUAGGGCCUCCCCCCCCAAAAAAAAAAAUCCAGUAAUGGUUGUUGCACAUUUCAGAAUGCUGAACACAAAAUGUCCAUGCUGGGUAUUAAAUUAUUAUUGUUAUGUUUCUUUAAUUGUGGAUGAUAGCAAACCCAUUGGGACAAAGAGAGACUCAGGUGCAUUAAUAAAGCCCUGACCCUUUGCUGCAUCAUUUCAUCCAUGUGGAAGGCAAGGCAGCAUGUUCUUUUAGAUAGCUGUUAAUUGUUUUGCAUGUGGGUACUAAUGGAUCUAUCCUGUGAAUAUACUGACUAGCAUGCCUGAUGUGGAAUAUAUGCACAGCUGUAUGCAGGCUGCAGCAGUUUUGCAUGUGAUUUCUAACUGUGGCAAAGAAACGUGCCUGGAUUUGUGUGAAAGGCACACCCAUCUUAUCUCUGUAAAAUGUCUCUCUGUAGAUUUCUCCAUAAUACGUGACCAAGGAAGGAGGUGGUAAGCAGUGUUCCCUCUAACAGGGAUUCCCAGAUGUUGUUGACUACAACUCCCAGCAUCCCCAGCUGCAAUAGCCUUUGGGGAUUAUGGGAAUUGUAGUCGUCAACAUCUGGGAAUCCCUGUUAGAGGGAACACUGAUGGUAAGAGCAGAUUUUCUCUUUGUGUGCAUACACCCUGGGUAUGCUGCAUCUUUUUGGUUUUACCAAAAUAUUUGAGCCUACGGGCAAGAAUGAAUUUAUAAAAAUCAGCUGAGUUCCUUUGGAGGCUGCACACCAUUGCACAUAUUCGUUUUUAACUAAAGCAAAAAUAAUUGCAAAGAUACUUACCUCUGUUGCAUUUAGGAUCCUUAUGGAGCUGGAAAACCUAACUGAGAAACCUUGGAAUUAAUAUUACUAUAAUAAUGGAAUGCUGUUUGAUCCUCUGACUUCCUUUUCUUUUCAAAAUACCUCUCUCACCCAACACAUGCUUUAUAGUUAGGGAGUAAAUGCUACAAAUGGCAUGACUGCUAAUUUUUCACCUUCAAGGUUCAUACUGGAAGAGGCUAUUCGCUUAAACUGCAGGAAGGAUCUGUGUUCACAGGGUAUUGUGGCAGUUUCUCUCUGGGCUAAGCACUCUUGGCAGUACCAAGCUCUUCAGUCAGUUACUGAAGCCAAAGUGUUCAUGCAAGUCAAACACCAAACUAGAAGCCACUGUGCAAAAACAAACAGCCAUUGUAACUCCAUUUCCAUGAACCAGAAAGAAUAAAGGUGGAAUUCAGUGCAAGGGGUUUACUAUUUUGUAUCUCAUUAGUGAGCUCAAAACUGUUGGGCACUGGGCAUCAGUUACUCCACAGUAGCCACUCUUCAGCUGUGUGGAAUACUUGUAGGGAUAAACCCAGUGCUUUGAACAAGGGUACAUGCCACGAGGUUUUCUCCUUUUGCUAUGGUUUAGUUUAGCUUUUGAAAUAUAUGAACAGAUACAAUCACAGAUCCACAUGUUUAGGCUUGGCUCACUAAAGUAAAAUAAAGUUGUGCCAUCGAGUCGGUGUCAACUCCUGGUGACCACAGAGCCAUGUGGUUUUCUUUGGUAGAAUACAGGAGGGGUUUACUGCAAUCCUUUUCCAGUGGUGGCCACCAAUCCCUUCCCAUCCCUCAGAUCCUUUUCUAGCACACACAGAGGAGAUGAAGACAGUAAGAAACAGUGGGAACCCUCUCCUGCUGCUCAGAAAGGAUUCCUGGUGCCCUACCAGAUGGCAUUUUAACUUUGGUAGAGCAGGUGUGCGUGCGUUCACAUGUCAUCCAGAUUUCUGCCAAAGUCCCUGUGAAGUGCCAGCCCUAUCCUGGAGAAGCCAGAGAGGGAACUUGAAACCACCUGCUCUUCCCAGAGUGGCUCGAUCCCCUGUGGGGAAUAUCUUACAGUGCUCACAUGUGGUUUCCCUUUCAAAUGCAACCAGGGUAGACCCUGCUUAGCUAGGGGGACAAGUCAUGCUUGCUUCCACAAAACCAGAUCUCCUGUCUUUUCUCAAUCAUGGUUUUGAGUAUCUGCGACUGGGAAAUUUUGACUGUGUCUCACCAACUGUGACCCGAGUAUCCAUGGUUCACGAGAUUUUUGUGUGUGUGUGUGAUUUGGGGUUCCCCCCCAUGGGGUGUGUGGUGGGGGCGGUGUUCAAAGGUUCAAUCCACUUAUUCAUAUUGUUGACCCUGCAGACUCCUCAUGAUUUUGUGCUGUUGAGUGAUUUCGGGGGGGGCAGUUCAAAAAAUGUCAAGAGGUUCCAUCUGCUCACUCCUCUUGCUAACUCUUGGAAAUUUUAAGGGGUUUUUGUUUUUUGCUGAUUUUCUAGUAUUUUUUUCUUUAUUCUUAGAUAUUUUCACAGUCAAGAUUCCCUUUACCCCCUGUUUCUCAUUAGUUUCCCCCAAAUUUGCCAAUUUCCAGGAAAGGAACCCACACGUUUUGUGAGGGAUGACUGUAGUUAGCAUUUGUCUGGUGCUUUUCAUGUGUUAUACUAUUGUAAUCCUUCCAACAUCCUAUAAAAAAUAGUGAGUUAAAGUUGUGCUGUUGAGUCGGUGUCAACUCCUGGUGACCACAGAGCCAUGUGGUUUUCUUUGGUAGAAUACAGGAGGGGUUUACCAUUGCCAUCUCCCGCACAGUAUGAAAUGAUGCCUUUCAGCAUCUUCCUAUAUCACUGCUGCCCGAAAUAGAUGUUUCCCAUAGUCUGGGAAACUUACCAGGGGGAUUGAACCGGCAACCUCUUGCUCCCUAAGCAACUUCCCUGCUGCGUGAGUAGUAUCCCCAUAUUGCAGAGGGGGGUGUGGCUGAGAGGAAGUGACCUACCUAGAGAGUUUAUGGCAGAAGUGAGAUUCAAAUUUGGGGCUUCCUGAUUAAUGGCUCUACUUCAGUGAGUCUCCUUGCCUCUGCUCCAGAUCUCACUACAUGGACAUGCAGGGGGAAGGAUGCAGGUACUUUGGCUAUCCCUGCACCAUGCACAGAGGAUCCCCAUUGAGUGUUGUCUAACUUAGUUGAAGUUAGAGUGACUUAUGUAUAAUCAGAGAUACCAUUAAGUGCAAUCUUGAGGUGUAGAAGCGUUUGAUUGGUAUAAUUGCUUGCCUUGUUUUUCCCCUCCAGGUGUGUGGAAGCCUUUUACAUUUACUUUCAUGCAGGCAGAGUAGAAGAGCCUUAUGUCAGUAUCACUAAGAAGAGGCAGAUGCCAAAAGGUGGGCAUUCAGAAGAAGUCGAGAAAGAAGUUGGCCAGGCAGAGGGCAAGCUGUUUACUCACAGAUCUGCGUUUAGCAGGGCAUCAGUGAUCCAAGCCUUCCUGGGCUCUGCCCCUCAGCUGACACUUCAGUUGUACAUAUGUGUCCUGCAGCAGGAGAUCACAGCAGCUAGAAGUGUCUUCAUGGCACUCUCCCUCCUGUCGAUUGUAUAUGGAGCCCUGCGAUGCAAUAUCCUGGCCAUUAAGAUUAAGUAUGAUGAUUAUGAUGUCAGUGUGAAACCGGCUGCCUACCUCUGCAUCUUUCUCUGGAGAAGCUUUGAGAUUGCUGUAAGGGUUAUAGUCCUUGUCCUCUUCAGUUCAGUCCUUCAAAUCUGGAUCCUUCCUGUGGUACUUGUGAAUUUCCUUGCCUUUUUCUUUCACCCAUGGAUUCUCUUCUGGCAAAGUAAGUGUACUCUGCCAGAAAAUAUCGAAAAGGCUUUGAGCAAAGUAGGCACCACCAUUGUUCUGUGCCUUCUCACUUUCCUGUAUGCUGGCAUUAAUAUGUUUUGCUGGUCAGCUGUGCAGUUAAAGCUAAAUGAUUCUGACUUAAUUGACAAAUCCCAGAACUGGUACAGACUAGCCUUAUAUUACAUACUGAGGUUCCUUGAGAAUGCUUUUCUCUUGUUGAUGUGGUAUAUGUACAAGACAGAUGUCUAUAUGUAUGUAUGUGCCCCGUUGCUGGUCUUGCAACUUUUGAUUGGCUAUAGCAUAGCUGUCCUUUUUAUGCUUAUAUUCUACCAGUUUUGCCACCCGUGCAAAAAACUCUUUUCAUCCAAUAUUUCAGAAGGAUUGCUGCUGUGUUUCAAGUUCUUCUGUUAUGCCUGCAAGCCACUUGCAUCCAGCACCUCUGUGGAAAAAGCAGACUUGAAAUCCCCAGAGAACAUUGAUGAUGAAGCUCAGGCCAGUUACAAAGCAAAUGAAUCCCUGAAUGGAAAUGCCCACCAAAGCGUUUCUUCCAAUGCCUAGAGAAGGCAUCUGAUGUCAAGAAGGUACCACAUGAAGCCACAGAUCACAUGGUCCCUGAAGCUCAUUUUGUUGAUGUGGUGGGUCAGGGGGCAGAACUAGUAGAAUUCUCUUCUAGGCAUAUACCCAUGCCUAGAAGAGAUCAUCACCAUUGUGAUAUCUGCAUUUUUUGUUGGUUUAUAUGACUUGAUGGUUUUGCAGAAACCAUCUCACAUCACCUCUGACUGCCCUCUGUUUAUCAUUAUAGGAGGCAUGUUUUAUAUUACAGUGAGCUACUGCAGUGCUGGCUUGAUUAUUCAGUAAGUAUGAAGACAGUUAGGAUGCCAGUCAUUGAAUAUAGAAGGCAUCCCUUCUGGACCAUAUGCUUCAUUGGGUUGUGGCUCAAGAUCAGAAGUUCAUAAAUUCUCCCCCAAAUCGAGAAAUGUGAGACAAUGACAAGGUGGCUCACUCAAUGGACUCUUUAUUAUAGGCAAGGAAUCAAAUAGAUCAGUGGACAAGAGAAGGAGCAGUGCCUCACUGGUUGACUUAUGGUGCACUUUAAGGCUGUAUACAGGCUGGGUUUUCUUCAGUGCCAAGUUUCUCUGUGCUACAACCACCCUGACUCUCGAGACUGAAACAGGAUUCCUGAAUUCAGAAUGGAAUGUGCAAAAAGGACUUCACUGCUUUUAUAAUCUUGUCCAGCCAAAUUUAUGUUCAAAGUGCCACAUUUUCUUCUCCAGAAGGCAGCUUAAAUAUGUUUUUUAGAUUUGCUUUUUAACUUUUUUUUGUUGUGUUAAUCAUGUCUGCUUCAUACAGUGCUAAAAAAGCUCUGCCAGAAGGGUACAAUGGAAAUGCCAUUUGUUAGCAGUAUUUAAGCAAGAGUUUAAUGAUUGAUGAUAUGAGCAAUGUCUUAAUAUAUGCUAUUUUAUAUAAAUAUUUCUGCUUCAUAUGUUUCCAUUAAGACAUACAUAUUAUUGAAAAAGAAAGAAAAGAUCCUUUGCUGGAACUGUUACUCUAAAGUGAAAUUCUAAAAACUGGACCCAGGAAGGUGCAGUAGAUUUGGAUGUUUGGUUUCAACAUGCAAGAUUGUGGUUCAGAUUCCGUUUCCUAUUAAAGUACACUAUGCGUA